CUUCCAUAUGAUAAGAAGAUAGACAUCUGGUCACUUGGCUGCAUCUUGGCAGAACUUUGUACUGGCAAUGUCCUUUUCCAAAAUGAUUCACCAGCAACAUUACUUGCAAGGGUUAUUGGAAUCAUUUGUCCCAUUGAUCAAGACAUGCUUGCCAAAGGACGUGGUACAUACAAAUAUUUCACUAAAAAUCACAUGCUUUAUGAGCAUAAUCAGGAAACCAACAGACUGGAAUACCUGAUUCCAAAAAGGACAUCUUUAAGGCAUCGUUUGCCUAUGGGAGAUCAGGGUUUUAUUGAUUUUGUUGCUCAUUUGCUUGAGAUAAACCCAAAAAAGCGGCCUACUGAAUCUGAGGCUCUAAAGCACCCAUGGUUAUCAUAUCCAUACGAGCCAAUAUCAGCUUGAUUUGUCUAAAGAUGACAUGCUGCAGCUGUCCUUGUACUCCUUCAGCCAAGUGUCUUGUUGAGAGGGAAAGCCAUUCGUUUCAUCUGCACAGUGCUUUUGUCCAUUGACGAAAUGCAAUGGUCUUUUCUCGGCAAGGGUCGAGUUGUAUUUGAGUCUAGCAUUAUGAAAUGAUGUAAUCAUGGAAAGCAUGAUUUAUUCUUGGGGUCUCCUUCAUCUCAACAUAAUAUGGUGGAAGGGGGAUUGUAAUCCUGUUGUACAUGAUGUGUGAUAAUUCAAUUUUAUAGCUAUUUUAGUAGCUAUAUUACAGCUAGUGAAAGAGUUGGAUAUCCAAUUAUGGUUGGCUUGUAAUGUGAGCUAUGAGUUGUAUGUGUAUCAAAGUUUGGAGCAAGGCGGGCACUUUCGUUCUUUU
Molecule: messenger RNA, 811 nt
Organism: Rubroshorea leprosula
Lineage: Eukaryota; Viridiplantae; Streptophyta; Magnoliopsida; Malvales; Dipterocarpaceae
Source: the annotation of a GenBank genome assembly